UGACAGGCUGGCCCAUGAGUUGCGGGGCUGGGUCCACCGUCAUGAAGUGCAGCAGACCAAAUCCAGACGCAUGAGUAACGGCAAUCACAAACCCACAAGGACCAUUCUGAAAACAGAGAAUAAGGAGGAUGCCCAGACUUUGACCGUCCGAUACACAGAUACUCCCGAGGAAAAGAACCCUGGCAACGAGCUGCAGGUUUACUACGCUCCUCACCACACAUACAGCGACUUCUUCGACGAGCUGAACCGUCGCGGCGACACUUUCUACGUGGUGUCUUUCCGCAGGGUGAGUUUCUACUUCACAAAAUACACAGAUCUGAGAGAACUAACAAGGCAUUAGCUUCAGCAUAAAGUACAAUUUAAGAAGGUUU
This is a messenger RNA of Notothenia coriiceps (black rockcod), 371 nucleotides long. Its product is annotated as cyclic AMP-dependent transcription factor ATF-6 alpha-like. NCBI's taxonomy places the organism in Eukaryota, Metazoa, Chordata, Actinopteri, Perciformes, Nototheniidae. The transcript is spliced from 3 exons. Gene Ontology annotation, molecular function: DNA-binding transcription factor activity, RNA polymerase II-specific; RNA polymerase II cis-regulatory region sequence-specific DNA binding. Gene Ontology annotation, biological process: endoplasmic reticulum unfolded protein response; regulation of transcription by RNA polymerase II. The coding region runs from base 71 to 340 and encodes 89 amino acids. The record is from RefSeq and is a predicted model, not a curated record. Gene Ontology annotation, cellular component: nucleus.